GUCCGCCAUAAAACCCACAGAAGAAGAAGAAAAAUAUCAUGGCGGCCUCCAUUAGGUUGCUCGCGCGGAGAAUUGUUCGUGACGCUUCUCGAAAUAUCAACAGCAGCGUGUCUGGUCGAAUAGUCAGGUCGAGUUGCCCUUCAAAUGUUUCAGCUUGUCGAUGUUUCAGCGAUGGUGCCGCGGACAAAAGUACACAUUUCGGCUUCGAGACUGUGCCCGAAGGAGAGAAGGCAGAGAGAGUUUACAAGGUGUUUGAGAGUGUGGCCCAGAAGUAUGAUGUGAUGAAUGAUGCUAUGAGUCUGGGGGUCCACCGGCUCUGGAAGGACAUGCUACUCCACGUUAUGAACCCCCAGCCAGGCAUGCGCCUACUGGACGUAGCUGGAGGAACAGGUGACAUCUCCUUCAGAUUCCUGGACUAUGUGAGGUCUCAGCAGGAGCGUGUUGCACGGCGGACUGCCCGGGCCAACCAGACCCCCUCAUGGCAGGAGAUAUCAACCAGCUACACGCCCCCCACAGAGGGAAUAGAGAUGGAGACAGAGGCCAGAGAGUCCAGGGCCGUCGUCUGUGACAUCAACAAGGAGAUGCUAAAAGUGGGCAAACAGAAAGCAGAGAGCAUGGGCGUCAGUAGUGGCCUGUCCUGGGUGGUAGGAGAUGCAGAGGAGCUGCCUUUCGAUGAUGACCAGUUUGAUGUGUACACCAUCGCUUUCGGCAUCCGUAAUGUCACCCACAUAGACCUGGCCCUACAGGAGGCUGUACGGGUGCUGAAGCCAGGGGGAAGGUUCAUGUGUCUGGAGUUCAGUAAAGUCACCAACCCACUGCUGUCCAGGCUCUACGAUGCCUACAGUUUCCAGAUGAUCCCAGUGCUGGGGGAGGUGAUCGCUGGUGACUGGAAGUCUUAUCAGUACCUGGUGGAGAGCAUCAGGAAGUUUCCAGACCAGGAGACGUUCAAACGAAUGAUUGAGGAGGCAGGGUUCUUUUCCGUCCGCUACCACAACCUGACAGGAGGAGUGGUGGCCCUCCACUCUGGAUUCAAGCUGUGAGCAGAGCAGUGCUGAUCUAGGAUCGGGUACCUACUGUCGAUUAUAAUUGUAUUCAUUAGGAUCUAAAAGGCAAAACUGAUCCUAGAUCAGCCCUCAUGCACUGAGACAAUUUAUGAAUAUGGGCCCUGGACUCUAACCAGUCAAGGCCGAGGCCCAGUGUGAGACAGACAGCUCCUCUAGGGUAUGUGUGACUGGGGUUUUAAACCCAAGCAGAUCCCACUGCAAACAUCCAAGGAAACAAUAUACACAGAAAUGGAAACACUGACAUGCUGUCUACAAUAUUUGUGCAUUAUAUUUAUUUUUCUGAUGGUUUGAGGAAAGGCUGUUUUUUCUCAGUGGGUACAAUAAAUCUAUUUAGCAGGUUUCAUUUUGGGGUUACAAUGUGAACCCAACCUCUGCUCACAGGUCCUCUAGAGGCCAGAAGUUCUGUCCCAAAUGGCACCCUAUUUCCUAUAUGGACCCUGGUCAAAUGUAGUGCACUAUAUAGGGAAUAGGUUCCCAUUUGGGAUGUAGCCUGAGCGACCAAUGGGAGGAGCACUUCGCAAAGGGAGCAUCAUGACACCACAAUUUAAAAUCUCAAUAUUUUUUGGUGAUGUCAACCAAAAAGUGUCAACCGGUUUUACAAUAAAAGUAAAGGCCUACAAACCUAAGUCCUCUUUUGUGCUUUAGCAAUCCAAUAUUGUUUCCCGCUUUCAAAAUAAGUACUAACUACUGUGAAACAUCUUUAAAUGCUUGAUUUAGUGAGAUUCGGAUGGAUUUUCUAGUCACUUUUCCCCAUCUGGAUAGAGCAGUCAUCCCAUGUGAAAAGUCCUAUUACCCUCCUCUGGUCAACUGAGAAACUACAUUACAGAAACUACAGAACACAUGAUCACUCUGAAAGUUAUGGAUUGAUAUGGUCCCCUGUUGCUGAAACUUGACUGAAAUAACCCUGAACCACACAAAGCCACUAAUUGUGUACAAAUCAAUCAAAUAAAACUUUAUUGAAAGCAUAUUUUAAAAUCGCAAUACAUUUUACAGUAAAACAAUAGGAUGAAGGAGAAUUUUCUGUUUUAAAUUAAACCGAAAGCAAUAAAAGAGACGAACGCAAGAACAUUCAAACAAAAGAUGUGUAAAAUAAUAGUGACAGAGAGCCUCACAACAGAGCAUUGUUUUAUGGAGACUCAUUUUCUGUUUUCUUUUGUCUUUUAUUAUGACUCCUGGCCAGUCAUCACAGGGAUCUGAGGACGGUCCGAUUGUUGUGGCCACUGAGUUGUUUUUAACAUUUGAAUACAGCUGUUUAAAAUGCAGUUGUUCAGUGUAAAUGCAUUGCUGAGUAUCAUAUGUACUAAGAUUUAUAUUAGCAGGGGUGGACUUAGACUUAGCAAGGCCAGUCCCCUUUUAUAGUAAAGACGUAAUUAAACUGUAAAAAUGUAUUACCUUUUUAAUGUGCCCAGAACACAACCAGUCAUGAUGUUUUCAUAA
Molecule: messenger RNA, 2501 nt
Organism: Coregonus clupeaformis (lake whitefish)
Lineage: Eukaryota; Metazoa; Chordata; Actinopteri; Salmoniformes; Salmonidae
Gene: coq5
Product: coenzyme Q5, methyltransferase
Exons: 6
Coding region: 39-1040 (333 amino acids)
Biological process (GO): ubiquinone biosynthetic process
Molecular function (GO): methyltransferase activity
Source: RefSeq, a predicted model, not a curated record